CAGUAUUUGUGGUAAUCAGCAACGAAUUCUACUACCAUCCUCCUUAAUUCUAAUUAGUGAAUGAAACAAAUCUGCAAGUUAUUUUGUAUUGUUUGGUAAGUGACAUACAAUGGGCGAACAGCUCGAAAAUGUGAACCCAAAGUUGUAUAAAAAAGUGGAUGACAGACAAAUCACUGCAAAUGACGAAGAUGAAGAUAUUGUCGAUGAAUUUGAUUCUCGAGAAAUAUUUGAUUUAAUUCGCAAUAUCAACGAUCCGGAACAUCCCCUAACUCUUGAGGAGUUGAAUGUCGUUGAACAGAGUCUUAUCGAAAUUGACAAUAAGCGUAACAAAGUGAAUGUCAAGUUCACCCCAACGAUACCACACUGCAGCAUGGCAACUCUGAUUGGUCUUUCCAUAAGAGUUCAACUUCUGCGUGCUCUUCCUUCAAGGUUUAAAGUGAAUGUCGAAAUUGCACCAGGUACACAUGCCUCGGAAACAGCUGUAAAUAAACAACUUGCUGAUAAGGAAAGAGUGGCAGCUGCACUUGAGAAUAAUCACCUCAUUGAAGUUAUUAACCAAUGCAUUGCUGCAAAGAUGUGAAUUAUGAAUAAUGGAGUUGAAUAUCAUAGAAAUAGAAAAUUGAGCUCUUGAACCAUUACAGGCAAACACUGAUGUUAUGGACGUAUGAAAUUCAUUAUUCAAUAAUGUGUACACAAAAUGACUAAAGUUCUUUUAUUGCUUAA
Athalia rosae (coleseed sawfly) is the source of this 723-nucleotide messenger RNA. RefSeq names its product MIP18 family protein galla-2 (gene galla-2). Gene Ontology annotation, biological process: iron-sulfur cluster assembly. Gene Ontology annotation, cellular component: cytosolic [4Fe-4S] assembly targeting complex. Bases 110 to 580 code for a protein of 156 amino acids. Lineage: Eukaryota; Metazoa; Arthropoda; Insecta; Hymenoptera; Athaliidae. The record is from RefSeq and is a predicted model, not a curated record. The transcript is spliced from 3 exons.